AUGGGGUCGUGGCGCAAGGCCUACGGCGCCCUCAAGGACUCCACCAGGGUCGGCCUCGCCAAGGUCCACAGCGACUUCAAGGAUUUGGAUAUUGCCAUUGUCAAGGCGACCAACCACGUAGAAUGCCCUCCCAAGGAGCGCCACGUCAGAAAAAUAUUCUUGGCAACCUCGAUGACCCGCCCUCGCGCCGAUGUCGCCUACUGCAUAUACGCCUUGUCCAGAAGGCUGUCCAAGACAAAGAAUUGGACAGUUGCCUUGAAGACGUUGAUAGUGAUACACAGGCUUCUGCGAGAAGGCGAUCCUACUUUCAAGGAAGAGUUCCUGGCCCACUCACACAAAAGAAACCUUUUGCACAUGGCGAAUUUCAAGGAUGGCUCGAGCCCAUUAGCUUGGGAUUGCUCCGCGUGGGUUCGCACCUACGCGCUCUUCCUGGAGGAGCGGCUCGAGUGCUUUAGGAAUCUAAAAUACGACAUCGAAACCGAGCGUCUGAUGAGAUCUCCCCAGCAUUCUGCCAAGGCACAUAGUAGAACCAGGACGAUGCCUUGGCUUGAUCUUAUGGAGCAUUUGCCUUCAUUGCAGCAGCUGCUCUUCAGGCUUAUGGGCUGUCAGCCUGAAGGUUUAGCAUGCUCAAACUACCUCAUUCAAUAUGCAUUAGCCUUGGCUUUGGAGGAGAGCUUUAAAACAUAUUGCGCAAUCAAUGAUAGAAUCAUCAACCUUGUUGAUAUGUUCUUCGAGAGGCCGAGGUAUGAUGCUAUCAAGGCUAUUGCAAUCUAUAAAAGAGCUAGCAUGCAGGCAGAAAACCUUGCUGAUUUUUACGAAUUCUGCAAGGAUCUUGAGCUUGACACGACAUUCCAGUUUCUUACUCUCAGACAGCCACCCCCAUCAUUUCUUGCAGCCAUGGAGGAGUACAUCAGAGAAGUGCCACGUCCCACAAUCAGGAGACUGGACAGUGAGGAGAGGAAGCUACUAACCUACAGCCAGGAAGCUCCAAAAGAACCUAAAAAGCCGGUGGAAGGGGAGCAAGAAGAGCCUGCACAGCCUGAACAAGAACCAGAGCCUGAGCCUGAGCCUGAGCCUGAACAACAACUGCCCGCAAUGGAAACCACUGGAGAUUUACUCAACCUGGAUGAGGAGGUGAAUCCCUUUGUCGUGGAUCUUGAUGAACACAACGCGCUUGCACUCGCUAUUGUGGCACCAGGAGAUGGAAGCAAAGCAUCUUGUCAAGAUUUGUUUUCUGGCAGCACAUCUGGGUGGGAGCUGGCCCUCGUCACUGCUCCAAGCCGCUACACCAGCCAACCAAUUGAGACCAAAUUGGCUGGGGGCUUUGACAUAAUGCUACUCGACAGCCUCUACGAAGACGGGGCGAGGAGGCAGCAGAUCGCCAGCGUGGCCUACAACGGCAGCCUUGGACAAGCCAACAAUCCCUUCGAAACGAACGACCCUUUCGCCAUGUCCAACAGCUUUGCGCCCCCUUCCAACAUCCGGCUGGCAAUGGUGACCCAGCAGCAGCAAUACUUCCAGGCUCAACAACAUCAGCAGCAAUACUACUACCAGCCUCAGCUCCAAUACUACCAGCCCCAGCUGCAGCAGCAGCAUCAGCAGCAGUAUUUCCAGGCUCAGCAGCAUCAGCACCAGUAUUUCCAGCAGCAGCCCCAGUAUUGUGUGCAUCCGGCCGGAACUUACAAUCCGUUUGGUGACCCUUUCACUGACCUUGUAACUCUGGCUGCUCCUUCAAAACAAGGCGAUUUAAGUUUGCUCUGA
Molecule: messenger RNA, 1761 nt
Organism: Triticum turgidum subsp. durum (durum wheat)
Lineage: Eukaryota; Viridiplantae; Streptophyta; Magnoliopsida; Poales; Poaceae
Source: the annotation of a GenBank genome assembly